Messenger RNA from Saccoglossus kowalevskii, 2507 nucleotides. RefSeq names its product DNA mismatch repair protein Mlh1. Lineage: Eukaryota; Metazoa; Hemichordata; Enteropneusta; Harrimaniidae. Gene Ontology annotation, molecular function: ATP-dependent DNA damage sensor activity; ATP hydrolysis activity; mismatched DNA binding. The record is from RefSeq and is a predicted model, not a curated record. Gene Ontology annotation, biological process: mismatch repair. Gene Ontology annotation, cellular component: MutLalpha complex.
GGCGGAUGUUUUAAAUGGAACUUAGAAAGUUCCGCGGUUUGGGCUCAAGUUUUAGAGGUCUGCAACUAUCAAAAGUCGAAAUAAUAUCAUCGAAGACAGUCUCGUUUUUAUGAAGAAACUAUUCUCUUACAGAUAUGACUGAGGGUUCCGUGAUCAGACGUCUUGAUGAGACUGUUGUUAAUAGGAUUGCAGCUGGUGAAGUAAUACAGAGACCUGCCAAUGCUAUCAAAGAAAUGAUAGAAAACUGUCUUGAUGCUAAGUCUUCAAAUAUUCAAGUAACAGUGAAAUCUGGUGGGUUAAAGUUGAUACAAAUACAAGAUAAUGGUACAGGUAUCAGAAAAGAAGAUAUGAAUAUUGUUUGUGAGCGAUUCACAACAAGUAAAUUGAGAAAGUUUGAAGAUUUACAAAACAUAGAAACUUAUGGUUUCAGAGGAGAGGCAUUAGCUAGCAUUAGUCAUGUGGCCCAUGUAACUAUAACAACAAGAACAGCUGACUCCAAGUGUGCUUUCAAGGGCAACUACAUUGAUGGUCAACUCAAAGGUGCUGUCAAACCAUGUGCUGGUAAUAAAGGAACUCAGAUAACAGUUGAAGAUUUGUUUUAUAAUGUCUCAACACGAAGAAAAGCUUUAAAGAGUCCUGGAGAGGAGCAUAAUAAAAUCUCAGAAGUUAUAAGUAGAUAUGCCAUACAUAAUGCUGGAGUUGCAUUUACAUUGAAAAAGCAAGGUGAGAGUGUAGCUGAUGUAAGGACACCAUCUAGUGCCAGUAAAAUAGACAACAUCAGGACAAUAUAUGGAGCAUCAGUAGCGAGAGAACUAUUGGAGGUAUCGUUUCAAAAUUCUAAAUUGUCUUUCAAAGUUUCUGGUUAUGUUUCUAAUGCUAACUAUUCAGUGAAGAAGUGUAUAUUCCUGCUCUUUAUUAACCAUCGUUUGGUAGAGUCAUCAGCUUUGAGGAAAACUAUAGAGGCAGUGUACACAUCUUACUUACCGAAGAAUUCACAUCCAUUUCUGUACCUAAGUUUAGAGAUUUCUCCUCAGAAUGUUGAUGUAAAUGUUCAUCCCACAAAGCAUGAAGUACAUUUCUUACAUGAAGACAUGAUAUUAGAGGAAAUACAGCAGUGUGUAGAGCAAAAGCUACUUGGUGCUAAUGCAUCCAGAACAUUCUUCACACAGGCUUUACUCCCAGGUGCUUCCAUACAAACCUCUGAAAUUUUACCGAGCAACACUGGUAAAAGUGGGGACAAGGUCUAUGCUCAUCAGAUGGUGAGAACAGAUAACAAAAUACAGAAACUAGAAACAUUUCUUAACAAAUCCCAGAUUUCAUCGCCCUCUAUCAUUCCUGAGGAAAGUGCUACUUUGAGUUCUUCCAGGAUUGCUACACCAAGACCUAGCAGUACCAGCAGCAUAGAUAAUUCACCAACGUCUGCCAGUACAAGCGACAGAGGGGCUGUCCGAGUUGCCCGUACUACCAGUGCUGAUGAGUUCAAGGAAGUAGCCAGUACCAGAAGCUCAGGGAGUGUCCAGGAAGUUGCUUGUGUCUCUUUAGGUGACACAACAGUUGAUUUUACUCAGCUUGAUAAUUUAGGGAAAGAAAACAAAUUGGAUUGUACUGUAAAUGAAAUAGAGGAAGAUAAUGAGUUGGUUACCAUGGAUACUUCUGUUUCAGGGAAACAAAGAGAAUAUGAUAGUGAUUGUCAGGAUAGUUCUAGUUCAUUUGUUAGACAGCCACAUAGAAGAGAGAUUACACUUACUAGUGUUUUAACACUACAAAAAGAGAUUGAACAGAAUAUGCACAAAGGUUUAAGGGAUAUGUUCAAGAACCAUACUUUUGUUGGCUGUGUAAAUCCAGAACUAGCUCUGAUGCAACAUCAUACUAAAUUAUAUUUAGUAAACACUGCUAAAAUAAGUCAAGAAUUUUUCUACCAGCAAUUCAUGUAUGAUUUUGGUAAUUUUGGAUUCCUGAGAUUGUCGACACCUGCUCCCCUUUAUGAAUUGGCCAUGAUAGCCCUUGAUUUGGAGGAAAGUGGAUGGUCUGAGAGUGAUGGUCCUAAAGAAGACCUUGGGCAGUAUAUUGUUGAUUUUUUCAAGUCCAAAAAAGAAAUGUUAUUGGAUUAUUUUUCAAUGGAAGUUGAUGAGGAUGGUCAACUUUGCACUUUACCACUAUUAUUGGAGAAUUAUAUUCCUCCACUAGCAGGUCUGCCAAUGUUUAUUCUAAGAAUAGCAACAGAAGUUGAUUGGGAUUCUGAAAAGGCUUGUUUUGAGUCAUUUGCCAAGGAGUGCAGUAAGUUUUACACAAUAAAAAAAGCAUUUGUUUUUCCAGAACAAGGAAUCAAAGAAACUGAUGAUGCAUGUGCUGACUCAUGUGGUGAUAAUUGGAAAUGGAGUGUGGAGCAUACACUAUAUCCAGCUUUCAAAGCUAUAUUAUAUCCACCUGCUAGCUUUGCACAGGAUACCAGUAUACUGCAGAUUGCCAAUCUUCCAGACUUGUAUAAAGUAUUUGAAAGAUGCUAG